GAGCGGAAGGGCAACCCGGGAGCGUCGGGAAGCGGCCUUCGCCCUGGGGGGGGGCGGGGGUCGUCGACAUCGCUUUCCGCGUCCGGGUCGUCUUCGCUGAGCGGCGGGGGACUCGGCUCGGCCUGACGGGACCACCGCCUCCACGGACGCGGCGCUGUUUCCCAUAGAGCGCAAGCUGCUGACUCCACAAUAAUUUACUUGGAAGAGCUUCAAUAGAAUUCAGCGUUGUCUUUUUCUGAAAUAAUCACUAUAGGAAUAAUCACCAAUCUGUUCUGUAAUACCUUUGGUGAAUGGGAUCUCACACCACAGAUCUUCCAUUAUGAGGGAAAGCUGAGCUCUCCUUCAGAUUAUCCGGGAUGAAAUACUGUUCGGUUUAUAUAUAAUUCUUGGGACUUCAAUUUUUUCCUGACUUAUCUAUACUUCUUGUAUGGACAGAGAUGGAAGCUGAAUCAACAAUACCAAUUUGGCAGAACAAACCCUAUGGGUCAUCUCGCAGUUUUGUGAGAAGAAUUGGAACAAGCCUUCCUUUAAAACCAUGUCACAGAGCUUCCUUCCAGCCACUCCCAGACAUUUCUGAUUUCUAUUUCAAUGACAUCCCCCCUGUUCCCACUCUGGCAGAUGUUGCCUGGAUUGCCUCCGAUGAUGAAGAAACAUAUGCCAGAGUCAGGACAGACACACGUCCACUGAAGCACAGAUGGAAACCUACUCCAUUCUUUGUUAUUCAGCGGAAUGCUUCGGUCCCAAAUUUGAGAAAGCAAGAAGAAAAAUUGUUGGCUCUGAAGAAGCCAUGUUUACCUGCCUUGAGUCGGACCACAGAACUCCAGGAAGAAUUGAGUCACCUGCGGAGUCAGAUCGCUAAAAUUGUUGCUGGAGAUUCAGCUUCCUCUUCAUUAACGCCAGAAUUAUUAUCUCCAGGAAGUUCAAACGUGUCUUCUCCCUUGCCCUGCUUUGGACCCGCAUUCCAGUCUACAACUUCCUUUGUCAUUAGUGACAUCACAGAAGAGGAGGCUGACUUAGACAGUCCCGAACUUCCAUCCGUUUCCAUGCUUUGCUCUGCAGCUUCUGAAUGUUGCAAAACCGACCCAAAGGAUUCGGACGACGACGACACGAUGUCUCUCUCAAAGGCCAGUAGCUUUGCAGAUAUGAUGGGCAUUCUGAAAGACAUUCAUAGAAUGAAACAGAACAAAGACUCGAACAGAAGUAUACUGAAAGAAGAGGAUCCUGCGAUUCUUAUAGCCGAAGUUUUAAGGAGGAAAUUUGCUUUGAAAGAUGAAGAUGUAAAUAUGAAAAAGAACUGACAAGUUAUAUUCAUUUCUUAUGUCUCAAUUAUUCCCUCUGUUGCUCCUCUUUGGAAUUGAAAGAAACAACCAACCAAGAACUGUUACCUAAAGAAAAGACUUGAGAGAGAAAAAAAAAACUUCAAAAGUUGCUGCUUUCCUCAAUUACCUUUCCCCUAGUUUUUGAAGUGAUGAAGAAGUAGUAGUGAAACAGGAGUUGUCACAUAUCUUCCACACCUUUUAGUAGUAUUAAUGCAAUGGAGAGACAAAAGUUUUUUGGGUGACAUUGUGAGUUUUGUAUGUCUUUGCAGUGAAGAGUGCAAUGGAAGUAGCAAAUAAUAAAUCCUCUUAUACAGA
This is a messenger RNA of Crotalus tigris (Tiger rattlesnake), 1634 nucleotides long. It is a transcript of the gene MTFR1L, whose product is annotated as mitochondrial fission regulator 1 like. The transcript is spliced from 10 exons. NCBI's taxonomy places the organism in Eukaryota, Metazoa, Chordata, Lepidosauria, Squamata, Viperidae. Bases 438 to 1298 code for a protein of 286 amino acids. Gene Ontology annotation, biological process: mitochondrial fission; aerobic respiration. The record is from RefSeq and is a predicted model, not a curated record. Gene Ontology annotation, cellular component: mitochondrion.